GGCAAAGAAUGACGAUGAUGAUUGCUAGCAACAAGCUAGAAGCCUCAUCUGCUGACAUGCUCGCUGAUAUGCUUUAACUACUGCAAUCAACCGUUGCAGUAGAAACUUAGCCUCAGACCUAACGCAUUCUAACACUGAAGUUGGGCAUCUAAGGGGCGUGUCGUCAGAGAUGCACAGCCAGGUUUGAUGAAGGUAUUACUAUAUGCUCUACAUCAAUUCUCACUCUUAAGGCAAAGGCAGAGGGAUUCACUCAGGCGUUUUCCGUGAGUACCGAGGCGACAUUAUUGCGAUGGGACAAAAAUUUCGCUGGGACAUCCGCGAUGUUUUCUAGAUGCGGAGACUUUGGGAUCACGCACCUAACGUCCAAAAUGGCAUAUUUUCCGAGCAGCAUGCCAUCUCCUUUGCCAGGUCCCAGGGGCCAGGAGCAUGGUUAAAGUUUUCAUACUUGGCUUGCCACUUGGCUUUAUGGCAGAUUGAUUGGCCAAAUUGCUGGGAAUAUGUCGAUAGUAUUUGGCGAUGGGACAUGAAAAAGCCUAUUUCAACCUGUUUUCACACGGCCGCGGAUGACUCUAAUAACAGUUAUCUACAGGAUGCCCUCCAGACACUCAACGGAUUUUAUGCAUCGUGAGCCAUGCCUAACGAGGCGUGUAUUCCAUUCCUACUAACCCUCAGCAAACGCCAAGUCCUUUCAAAUUCGAGUUUUGAAAUCUCAUACAAGGCUGAAGCGCGUUUCACUGUUUGACGUAGCCAGAAAGACGGGGUGACAUCGGCUUGUUACGUCUUCGUUGUGGGCAGGGCAGGAUUGUCAUACUACGCAGCGUACGGAGUGGUGAACAGAACUUGAAACUUGAUCUCUUGCCAAGGUAUCUGCAGCAUGCAGUCUCCGCUUUCAACAAUUUCCCGGUGCCACUCCUGAGUCGGCUAGGCUUGAAGGAGUUGCGAUGAUCCUGGAUCCCAAGUGAGUAGUGAUUUCAGUUGAAGUUGCUUGUCUCGAGUUGCGCUCCACCACAAAAAACCCUAUCCCCGGCUAGGCACGCGCCACCCGCGCUAGCAUCGGCAGCACGUGCUGUUCGGACACGGCACCUGGUACGAAUCGUCAAUUGUCACAUUUAUUAAUUCAACAAAGAGCCACACAGGUACCGUAGAGAGAUGUAAUAUGCCUGGACAAAGCCUUCUUUGAAGUUUGCCGGACCCAUUAUUACCAUGCAACCAUUAUUGUUCCCACUGUUGGGGUGGAGAAACACUGGGGUCCAGAGCCACUGACAACUGGAGAUACCAGAUUCAACCCCGGGAUGCCUUGAACAAAUGGGGCAUCGGUCCACUAUCUACUUUGCGUCCGAGGACCGAAGACGAGCAGGCACAGAAGUAUUUUGAAUUUCCCUUGCCUUCAUAGUAUUCCAGAGCACCCGUGGAUGCUGGCGAGGUCCCUGAUCUGGCUCCAUGGAGAAGAAUAUGUGCUCUAACCCAGCUCUUUGGUCCCAACAUCGUUAAUAUCCGCUGUUCUUUUGAUUUGUCGUUCGUAUGCUACCCCGACUCUAUAUCUACGGAGUUGCUGUUUUGCGUUGCCCCGCUGCCUCCUUAUGCGAUCGACAGAACACUGGUGAAGGCUUCAUUCAGCAUUGUGCUCUGAAGGCCAGCAGCUUUACAUAUUCGACCCCUCCCCCAUUUCUUUUCUUCCUAUCUUGGCAUUAUCUGUUCCAGGUCUGAUAGGGCAUUAUAUUCUCCAUACUAUACUCAGGGAUUGAAGUACCAAGUUCAAUUUACAACUAAUCAGUUGGAUUUGCCAGGUGUUGUGUGCUGUCAACUAUUCCAUAUGUGGUCUGGGUUACCUAGGCCUGUCUAGCAACUACGUAUAAAACCGCAAAGCUGAGGGGAUUCCGGUUUCUGCUUGCCCUCGCGGCUGGCUUGGCCUCCCUAGCCACAGCAGCAGGCGUUGAAACGCGAGCGGAUUCAAUCGCCGAUUUACCAACAUGUGCCACAAAAUGUUUUUCCCAACUAGCUCCAGAGUUCCCCUGCCUUCUCCAGGAUCCAACAUGCGUUUGCUCGGAUGACAACCUGGCGAUGGCUGUCGAGAAUUGUGUCCUAGGACACUGCACAUUUAGAGAAGCCCUCAGUAAGACCUCAGGCGCUUGAUAUUGUCACCGUGGAUCUCCUAAACCUGGUUACUCAUUACAGUAUUUAAAGCUGCGAAACGUAUCUCAGAAAAUCUCUGUGGACACUCUGAACGAGACAGAACGUCCUUGGUUUCAAUAUGCGGAGUAACGGGACUUGCUGUUGCCUUUACCGCAUUCAUAUUGCGCAUGAUAUCGAAGGCACCAUACUUUGGUGGACAGUUUCAUGCAGAUGACUGGACCAUCACAGUCGCUAUGGUAUUUGGUAUACCUUUGGGUGUUUUGUCGGUACCUCUCGCCAAUGCCGGUCUGGGGAAGGACAUGUGGAAUGUUCAGUUUGACAAAAUCACAUACAUUCUUAAAGUCUAUUACGUACAAGAAGUAAUGUAUUUUGUCACCAUGAACGUUACGAAAGUAUCCAUAUUGUUCUUCUACCUGCGAAUAUUCCCUUCACACAAGUUCAAAAUCGCCUGUUAUGUCGUGAUGAGCGUUACCAUUGCCUAUGGGACUGCGCUUGUGUUUGCCGCUCUGUUCCAAUGUAACCCGGUCCAUCUGGCCUGGGAACAUUGGGAUGGCGAGCAUACGAACUACAAAUGCAGCAAUAUCAAUCUCAUCGGAUGGUUGAGCGCAGCAAUAAAUAUCGUUUUGGACAUCGUCAUUAUCACCUUGCCAGUCAAGCAACUUCUAGGAUUAUCGUUGUCAGUGAAAAAGAAGAUCCACAUCCUACUAAUGUUUGGUGUGGGAUUUUUCGUCACAAUCGUCAGCAUAAUCCGCCUGAAGUCGUUACUUCAAUUUGGUAACUCCCAUAACAUAACCUGGGAUCAUGUUCCCGUCGGCUACUGGAGUACUAUCGAAGGGCAUGCCAGCAUCCUCUGCGCAUGUAUGCCGGCAAUCCGUGCUCUCCUCCGCAAGUUGUUCCCAGCGAUGUUCGGCGACCGAACCGGUGCCUCGUCCAGCGGAACUAGGAAAAUACGCACGAACAAACUCAGUAGCAGCAAUGUUAAAAUAUUUUCUUCUCAAGGACAUGUUCCGCAUUCGCCGCUUUCACCACGUUCGCCGCAUGCGAGGAAUUCUCUAGGGAAAGGUGGUGGGACGGUGUCUUUAGAGUCAGAUAUAUUUCCCUUAGUCGAAAGAGGGGAAGUAGGCCCUGGGCAUGGGUUUGGGAGUUAUACAAUCGUUAAGAGUGUCUAUGAAAAUUAGUAAGAUUGGCCAAGGUAUAUAUAUAUCACGAUAAGCACGACGGAGUACGGUUUGCUUUUGGACGGCGCGUUGUUUUAAUUUUUAAUUUUUAAUUUUGAUUACGAUGUGUGGCCUCAUAUUUUAAUUUAUAAAACUGUUUACGAUUCCAAUCGGGCUUCAGGAGAUGGAACAAAGUGAGAUGAAUCAUUAACAAGCAGCAGUUCUGCGUCUCUCCGGAUAAAUUGGAUUUUGGCUUCACCAUUAUGUUUUUGGCUCUGCAUUUGUCGACGUCACGUUUAUUUUGUUGUGUUUCCAUUUUCUCAUGUCCAGUUUCAUUUCCAGGCUAGUGGCUCAGGUACGGUACAGUACAUACACAGGCUCCAGCUAGGAGGUAGAGGGAAACUAAAGAGUCCGCUAUUUAUCUCCAACAAGCAAGGCCCAACAAGGCACCUGCCGCCCUUCCAUUCCAUUCCAAAUGCAAUGGCGGUGGCAGCAGCACCCUCCCACCUGCCUCACAGAAAAAGCAUCCCGUCAUCCAUACGAAAUGUUUUCACUUAAGCAGUGGUGCCACUGAGGAUAUCGGAGUCACCAGCAUCCAAGAUGGCCAUGGUGGAGCAUCUGAAGAGCUUUCCGCAGGCGGUUCCAAGCUCGAUCUAAAGAAAGUGGAGCAAAAAAGUUACUUUCCCACAAUUUCCAUCCCCCGCAUUCGUGGGAAGGAAAGAGCGGAAAAAUAAAAGUAUUCGAUAGUCAGCGAUUUUGGUUCGAUACCCUCCAAAGCUUUUUGUUUCUUGUAAAUGUUGCAGGGAGACAUGAUAAAGCUUCUUCGCUGGGUAGAACAUGACUACAUAUAUCGCCCGGUCCGGCUCGUACCCUCGAGCUCGACUCAGCUCCCGUGUGUAGCAUGGCUCAUGGAGCUCAAUAUCACAUGUCACGGUGGUGGUAAUGAAGUUACGGUUUUCUGAGUUGAGUCGAGACGAGUCGAGCCGGUGGAUGGAGCAUGCUGGGAAAAGAACGAGGGGAAAUAGUAUGAGAUUUGGCUUAGCUUACGUUGUUACCGGAGAAGUGGUGGACACUGGUCUUGGAAAGCAUGGAGUAGUCUGCAAAAACGAAAAACGAAUUGUUAGCCAUAAUUCUUUGGGCGCAUGGGUCAUAAACCAGAAAAAUAAA
Molecule: messenger RNA, 4457 nt
Organism: Blastomyces dermatitidis ER-3
Lineage: Eukaryota; Fungi; Ascomycota; Eurotiomycetes; Onygenales; Ajellomycetaceae
Product: CFEM domain-containing protein, variant 2
Exons: 8
Coding region: 2301-3311 (336 amino acids)
Source: RefSeq, a predicted model, not a curated record